This is a messenger RNA of Penicillium lagena, 771 nucleotides long. RefSeq lists its product as uncharacterized. Lineage: Eukaryota; Fungi; Ascomycota; Eurotiomycetes; Eurotiales; Aspergillaceae. The coding region runs from base 1 to 771 and encodes 256 amino acids. The transcript is spliced from 3 exons. The record is from RefSeq and is a predicted model, not a curated record.
AUGCCGCUACCAAAAGCAACUCUUGUAUUUGUCUCCGGUGCUUUCCACGACCAGGACAUAUUCGAACCGGUUAUCCCCUGGCUCCGCCGGACAGGGCACCCGCUGGACUUCAACAUCAAACUACCCAGUGUAGGCAACAACUCAGCGAGUAGCCUACAGGAGGACGCAGAUACGAUUAGGAAUAGAGUGUUGGAUGUCUUAGACAAGGUGGAUGGGGGCAACAACGUUGUCAUGGUGCUAUUCUCUUACGCAGCUGUGCCGGCAGUGCAGGGACUCGUCGGUCUCGACCAGAAGACUCGUGGACCCGGAAAGACAGCCAUCCUAAAAUUUCUUUUUAUUUCGUGUAAUAUGCCCAAGAUAGGCGAGAGCCUUCUGAAACAGUUUGAGAAUUGGGCCAAAUUGCAAGAUUUGAAGACGGAUCCUUCGGAUGGCGUGCCUACUUUUAUAGCUGGCCCCGAUGUCUUCUAUAAUGGGCUUGACGAGGAAAUAAAGGCUCAUUUCUACACCGAGUUAAAGACCCAAUCCGCAGCAUCUCUCCUGGACCCCAUCACUCAAGCUGCCUACUUGGAUAUUCCCAGCUGGUACCUAGUCACUAAGCUCGAUAAUAUCAUGCCACGAGACUUUCAGAUCCUCUGUACGAAAGUCAUUGGAGAGAAGCUGCAAAAUGUUGAAGAGAUUGAAACUGGCCAUAGUAGCUUCUGGAUUAGACCAGACCGUGUUGUGGACUACAUUCUGCGGGGUGCCCGGAGUGUUGAGAAGGAUUUAUCGUGA